Molecule: messenger RNA, 1980 nt
Organism: Aspergillus versicolor CBS 583.65
Lineage: Eukaryota; Fungi; Ascomycota; Eurotiomycetes; Eurotiales; Aspergillaceae
Exons: 2
Coding region: 1-1980 (659 amino acids)
Source: RefSeq, a predicted model, not a curated record
AUGGCCAAGGUCGACGUGGUGGAUGGGGAGUCCGCUUCGUUCCCCGCGCCGCUAAACCAAGGGCCCGUGGAAGCGCGCUCUCUCUCCUCCAUUACUUCUAUCGCCUCUAAUCCUCCAAACUACCCCCGGAACCCUGCGCAAAAGAAGCUAGACCCGCUAGUGCUUUAUAUUGUGAGAGUUCCUGGAAGUAAAGAUGUCUUUCUCAGCCCUCUCAAACCUCCGACCAAGUCUAGUGUCUCCGCGGAGGCAAUCAACGCUUCCCUAUAUUAUCUCCACGUUGCAUCGCCGGAUGAUGAUAUCCUACUCCAGGAAUACGAGCAGGAGCGUGAGGAACGCGCAAGGCUACGCAAGGAAGGGCUGAUUGAUGAUGAUCCGGAUCUACCUACACCGCCACCUGAAAUCGCACGCUUGAACAAUGUCCGGCGCAAACCUGUCUCGGGAGUUCCGGAUACUGCUGGCCUCGAUGCUACUCCCCAAGUACGCCGUCGCCCACUUCCCGCAGAGCCCUCUGAUCAACAAUCGGAGAAUACGCCGUCGUCUCCUGCACUACCUCCGCGCCCGCCGACCUUCCAUUCCCUCACGUCCAAUCCAGCGGAAGCGAUGGCGCGUUUGACCGAAGCUGAGGGGCCCCGUCCACCCAUGCCCCCAAGGCCACUACCCGGUGUUCCGCAGCACGAUACCUUCGACGACCGAGCAUCGCCAAGGAGGAACAAUCGUUGGAGUGCGCUGCCUGGAUAUAUCUCUAAUCAGGUGCAGCGUGGGAGGGAGAGACUUGAAGGGACUUCUCCAGUUCGACACAGCUUUGAUGCUCCUCGACCGCAGAUGCGACCUUCCUCGUCGCAUGGCCUACCGCCACAGUUUCCACCCACAACGCAUGCCCCAAGAAGUCCAGGACAAUCUCCUCAUAGACGCUCGCGAGAUAUCCCCCCUCCCCCGCGCCAGCCAGGCUUCCAUAUUACACUAAUUCGCCGCGACCCAACUCAUGGAAUCCAGUGGAACGUCGCAACAAUGUCGACGCCUCAACUAGAUGGAAAUGGCAUUGAUAUUGAUGUGUCAACACCGGGGUAUAACCGGUUUGCGGGAAAGAAUGAGCCAGUCUCCAUAGACUCCCUUGGCUUGAAUUUACCUCCUGAAGCUCGCGCUUUGCUUUCCAAACAUCCAAACAUCGCAUCACUUUCCGACACAACCACAGAAACGCACGACUCCGUUCCAAGUGACCCGCCCCAACCACGACGUUUCCACCGCAAGCUGGUCGUAUCGAGACCUCACAAUGCGGAAGAGUCACGCGGCUCUCUGGAUCUUUCUGGCGGACGCCCAUCAAUGGAUAGCAUCUCCGGCAGCUCUAUUAACACGCAUCAAUCAGUAUCGUCUAAACUCAAGAGCGGAUAUUAUACAUUCAACUCGCCAUGGAACGGCACUUGCACGUUCUCGACUAGCGUCAACGGCCGAAGUCUAAAAUGCAAGCAUAUGAUUCCGUCGCCCGGAUUCCCUAACCCUACUCAAGAGAACCCAGCCGUGACUGUUGCGGAGAUUCGUUUCAAUACUCCUUUCCAAUCCGGCCAUCUUCAGCCACAUGGACAUUCACACGCCUCACCCUUCACUCUCAGUCAAACUACGAUGCUCAAAGACCCUUCAGCAACUCCAGACCCCUCAGCGCCGUACUAUUUCGAUCCUUUCGCACCACCCCCCUCUAAACGCGCUGCCGUCGCCAACCUGAUCAACCAAAAGUUAAACCGUAGACCAUCAAAUAGCAGCUCCAGUGAUGGGGGGGGCAACGAAGCGCCUCCGCCCCUACCACCCCGUCAAGCUCCAAGCUCAGAUCGCAUAGAUCUUUCACUUGCACGUGAAAAAGCCGGAGGUGGCAUACGCGGUAACAGCGCCAAACUCGGCAAGCUCAUUAUCGAGGACGAGGGUAUUAAGAUGCUCGAUCUGGUCGUUGCCGCUUGUAUGGCUGUGUGGUGGCGGGGCUAUUAUUAUUAG